Molecule: messenger RNA, 4985 nt
Organism: Drosophila sulfurigaster albostrigata
Lineage: Eukaryota; Metazoa; Arthropoda; Insecta; Diptera; Drosophilidae
Gene: Fak
Product: focal adhesion kinase 1
Exons: 19
Coding region: 253-4632 (1459 amino acids)
Biological process (GO): protein phosphorylation; signal complex assembly
Cellular component (GO): focal adhesion; cytoskeleton
Molecular function (GO): ATP binding; protein tyrosine kinase activity
Source: RefSeq, a predicted model, not a curated record
UUAUUAAACAAUGACUUUUAAUAUAUAUUUACAUUUUUAAAGACAAAAAAAUUGCUUACCUUACCACACCUGUAUGUUUGUGACGUCAUAUGUAGCUAGUGCAUUUUCUCUUGUGUGAAUGGCGUCAUAAUACCAUGUACAACAUAUUGGCACUCCCCUACGAAUAGAAAACUCGGCAAGAAGAAGCAACCGUAAAGGUGGUGAAUGCACACACGCAAAAAUCGCCAACGGUGCGAUAUACACAUUUGAAACAUGAACACAGCGGAGGUCAAUCAAAGCCAAAGCCCACCACAUAUGUGCAAUGAAUCACACGAUGAAGACUAUGUGCUGCAUGUGCAUAUGCCAAACAAGAGCUUCAAGGCGAUUGGCUUCAAUAAGAAUGAAACCGUGUUGCACAUUAUCAAAAAGACGGUGUCAGAGUUCGGCAAAGAUGGUCAGCCACCGCCGAGCACACAACGGUAUGCAUGUCGCAUGUUGAAUGUGAUUACGAAAGAAAUUGUAUGGCUAGCGAGGACCACGUUAAUGGAGAAAGUGAUGUCGCACAUUUUGUCGCCCGGGUGCUCAAAUGUCGAUUGUCCAAACAAUGAUCCAAUCACAUCGGAGAUGGCGGAAAAUAGAGAUGUGCAUCAAGGCAGGCGAUUCAUAACCAAAGGCGUGUGGCGCGUUGAACUGCGCGUUCGCUAUGUGCCACACAGGAUUCAAGAUUUGUUUGACGAGGACAAAACCACUUGUUUCUACUAUUUUGAUCAGCUAAAGGAAGAUUAUAUCCAGGCCAACAUUGCCUCUGUUGAUGUUGAUUUGGCGGUGCAACUUUGCUGCUUAGGCGUGCGUCAUUAUUUCAAAAACAUAACUCUUAAGGCGCCGGAUAAGAAACAGCACAUCGAUUACAUUGAAAAGGAAAUUGGAUUUAAAUAUUUCAUUCCGCAAGCUGUGAUAGUCACAAUAAAGCCAAAGAAUCUGAAGAAAAUGAUACAGGUGGGAUACAAAAGGGUCUACAAUUACAACGACAUUGAGUACUUAACAAAGUUCUAUGAUCUUCUGAAGAGCCUUUCAUUAGCCGACUAUGAACAAUUUUCUGUCACCCUGAGCUCUGCUUGGAAUAUUUCUGGCAUUCUGCAUGUUGGUCCCCAUAUCGGAAUCUCCUACCAGACACAUCCCCAAGCCAGUUUAACAAAUGUCGCACAAUUUAAGGAUGUCGUUGCGAUCAGAACCUGCGCUCUACCAAAGGAAAAACUCGCCAAGGAUAAGUCCACGGAAUUCGAGUCGCAGAACUUGAAUUGCAAUUGUCAAAAAAUCAAAACUCAAAUCAAAAUAUCUGCUUCAAAUAUUGAAGAAGACUUAAUUAUUACAUGCAAUGGAGUAAAUACUGCUGAAAGCAUUGCCGAUCUUAUUGAUGGAUAUUGCCGAUUGCUGACAAAAGAUGUUGAAUUCACGAUUUGGGAACGCGAAUCAAAUACACCAAAUACCGACACAUUAACGAAAUCUUCGAAUUCAUUGCGAGAAGCUCCCAAUACUUCAUCGCCAAAGAAUAAACCAACUUUAACAGAUGAUUAUGCUGAAAUUGGUUUACUGGAAGGCGAAGGAGACUACUCCACGCCCACAGUACGCAACUAUGAGCUGGAUCGUUCGCAAAUUGUGCUUAGCGCGAAAAUAGGCGUGGGCCAAUUUGGAGACGUUUACGUUGGGAGUUAUACGUUUCCAGUAUCAGCCAAAUCGAAAACUAAAGCAAAUGACGGUGCUUUAAGUAAUAGCGACACCAAAUACGAUGUCAUUCAAGUGGCUGUAAAGACAUGUAAAGCAAAUGAGGAUCCCGAAAAGACAGAAAACUUCCUUGCAGAAGCAUAUAUAAUGCAAAAGUUUGACCAUCCACAUAUCAUACGUCUGAUUGGCAUUUGCAGCAUUAUGCCGAUUUGGAUAGUAAUGGAAUUGGCGAAACUUGGUGAACUACGCGCCUACCUAAAAGCGAAUAGUGAUAGACUGAGCCAUGCAACAUUGCUUAAAUAUUGCUACCAAUUGUCAACAGCGCUGAGCUAUUUGGAGUCUAAGAAGUUUGUGCAUCGAGACAUUGCUGCGCGUAAUGUUCUCGUUAGCACUCCCACUUGUGUCAAGUUGGCUGAUUUUGGUCUAUCUCGCUGGGUCUCCGACCAAUCGUAUUAUCACUCAACACCCACAGUUGCGCUACCGAUUAAGUGGAUGUCGCCAGAGUCAAUUAAUUUUCGACGCUUCACAACUGCUAGUGAUGUCUGGAUGUUUGGUGUUUGCAUUUGGGAGAUUCUUAUGCUUGGCGUGAAGCCUUUUCAAGGCGUUAAAAAUAGCGAAGUAAUCACAAAACUGGAAAACGGAGAAAGGCUUCCUCUACCGCCAAAUUGUCCGCCACGGUUAUACUCCCUAAUGUCGCAAUGCUGGGCUUACGAGCCUCUCAAACGACCCAAUUUCAAGCGGAUUAAAGAGACAUUAUAUGAAAUUCUACUGGAAGACAGCAUGAAUGCGUCGGAGACCAUGCGACGGGAACACCGCCGAGUAGCUGGUGCUUCUUGGCUAGGCCCCGAGGACAAUGACAUUCCUCCCUUGAAGCCAUCGAGAACUAUUAGUGACAUUGAUAAUCCAAGCCUGAUGAAUGCCAGCGAGGAAAAAGGCAUUGUACCACAGACAUACAUAAUUGCCCAAAAUCCGGCGGUGCUCGCUCGACUCAUGAUGGAGAACCAAAAACGUGGCAUUAAUCCCGCUGCGUACACUACACCUGCCUCGGUAUUUAACACUUUAGCAGUAGGAUUAGAUGCCAGUAAUUCAAGUCAAUCGCUUAAAACCACUAAACUCCCAGCAGCGGAGCUGCUAAAACUCGAUCCUGUCGCUGAUUCCGAUAAAUUUCCAACUAACAGCAUCUCAUCUCAUAAUCUUAAUCCAUCGUCAUCUGAAACUAGUGUAUUUGACUCAUCCACUUUAAAUGCCAUGCAUAUUAAACCCCAGGUAUUAUUUACCGAUCAUUUAUCGAUGAAGAACAACUUCAUCAUAUGUGCGCCACCUACGGAGAGUGAUUUUCACCUCAAUCAAAUACAAAUGGAUAACAAAUCUGUUAAUCAAAUGACACGUGCUGCAGGUUAUAGUAUUUACGGCAGCCUCGAAAGGCAUCAGCCAACGAUGGAUAAAACAAUGUUGUCCAAGGGUGGCAGCCUGGAGCGUCAUCAGUCACUAACGUCUGCUCAAAAUAUGAAUUAUCACAAGCAAGUUGCACCACACCCAGCAGAUCGUUCGAGGAGUAUGGACCGCAAUAGUCACUUUCAUGCUUAUCGCCAGCAAAUGAAGACAUCCAUUGAAUGUGAAGCCUUGCCCGAAGAGAUCUACGAUUUUGGUGGUGCUGGCCUAAAAACUUGCGUGUCUGUUAAACAAGUGCCGAAUGCCACAAUGCAAUCACUGCUGCAUUCAUCACCAAUUAAUUCAAAUCAAAAAACACAAGAUUACAAUGGUCCGCCAGCUGCUCUACAAGAAGUUGACGAGCUUAAAUGCGAUUGGAAUUCGCAGUGGACACAACAGGCUAAUCUCUCCCAGGAAGGCGCUGCCUGCAUGCCUCUAAAUACUGAUGUUACAAAUCAGAAUAUGCCCAAUCCAAUCGGUGAAAAGUUGCGGCAACAACGCAAGGACAGCAAUAGUGAUGGUGAAUGGCUGCAUCAAGAGGAAAUGCUGAGAAAGCGAUCCAGCUCUAUACCCCCUGGAGCUGUUACGGACAUUUUGGCCAAGCAUCAAACAUUUAAAACAGACUUGACAGCUGGACCAACAAUUCUACCGGACUCGAACUCGCGAACAAAACUCUCGUUGGAUUAUUUGACAGCAGCUGAGGAAACUAAUGGCUCUAGGUCUCGAAAUAGUGAAAUUCCUGAUGCCAUUCGACCCGUAAAUCGUGCCAACGAUGAAGUCUAUUGCGCCACAACUGCCGUAGUCAAAUCAAUAAUGUUGCUUUCGCAAGGUGUGGAAAAGUCGCACAUUGAUGGCUACUUACAUUUGGUUAAAAAUGUUGGUGUCGAACUGAGGAAUCUACUUAAAUCGGUCGAUAAAAUUUCGAUACUGUUUCCAGCGCAAGCUCUGAAAGAAGUGGAGAUGGCGCACAAAGUACUUUCCAAAGACAUGCAUGAAUUAGUCUCGGCAAUGCGACUGGCUCAUCAAUAUAAUGAUACUACCUUGGAUAAUGAAUACAGAAAGAGUAUGUUAUCUGCUGCGCACAUCUUGGCAAUGGAUGCAAAGAAUCUCUUUGAUGUAGUUGACUCAAUUCGAAAUCGAUAUCAACAGAUAUCAAGUAACUCGAAAGAAUCGGGCUCAUCUGUAAACUGUGAACAGCAAUCUGGUCAAUUGAGCUGUGAAGUAGCUGGUCCAUCGUCUUUUUCACUAAUUGGCGAUAUUAGUGGCAAUGUAAAUGACAUCAGUCUAUACGACAAUGAGAGCUUGGCGCACAGCUUCAACGCUCGGCAACUACAAACACAAACGGGAAAUAAAUCUGGCAGCCUACAGAGAGAUAUUGAUAUUAGCUCGGUUGCGACGACGGGCAACGAGCCCCUAAAAAUAAUUGAAGACACGUUAAAUAGCAGCUCAUCCGCUGAGCAUAUGUAUAGUAACACUUCCGCCCUACAUAGCCAUGGAUAAAUUGAAAAAAAAAAUGGAAUAGUUUGACUCUUUUUUUAUAACUUUAUUAAAAGAUAGAAUACUAUAUGCUAACAUUCUGUGUAUAUAACAAGCCAAAAUACAUAUGUACAUAAGUAUGUGCUUUCUUACAAAUGCGCAAUUCAUCCAAAAAAAAAAAGGAAAACAAAAGAAAAACAAAAAACUAAACUCUCAUAUACACACAUUAAAUAUUUUAUGCUUAUGUUCUUUACAUGUGACGAACACUCAACUUCGGCCGGCCGCUGUUAAUGCAUUAUUAAUUCGUCAAAUAGUCAAAAAUACAUUUAAGAGACACUUAUGUAUAUGUAAUUAAAUCAAACAAUUACUAGUAGGAA